AUGGCCUUCCACUUACAAAUCCUCUAGUUUCCUAGACUCUAGGUUAUACUCUCUGAGUACUAUAACGGGUCAACCACCAUGGCAACCGGAAUGAAGUUUUCUGGCGCCUUCUUUACAACCAAACAUCACUCCUCGACGUACGACUACAUUUCCCCACUAAAGCUAAACCUAGCCGGCAGACGCGUUCUAAUCACCGGCGCAGCAUGGGAGGACGGAGUCGGGUAUGCCACAGCCACAGCUUUCGCGCGUGCCGGAGCGUCUGCAAUUGCUGUAGCUGAUCUUCACGGCGUGUCAGACGAUCUAGGAGCCAAGUUGAAGCUGGCCGCGGCGCAAGCUGGACGCCCAGAGCCCCUAGUUCUAAGCUGUACUGUUGACAUCGCAAGGCAAGACAGUGUUCAAGCUAUGUACAACAUCGUGUCACAAGGCUUUGAUGGGUGUCUGGAUAUCAUCGUCAACAACGCGGCUCACAUGGAACCAUAUAAGCCACUACUUGAUCAAGACCCGGAUGUGAACUGGCGAACAUGGGAGGUUAACGUCCGCGGACUCUUGAAUAUGGCGCGCGCAUUCCUGCCCUUGCAACUGUCGACCCGUUCUACCACCGACGGGCUAUGUAUUAUGAUUAAUGUAGCCUCUUCAGGCGCAUUGAGUGCUCGUCCCACAAGCGGCAGUUAUCGAAGUUCAAAGCUUGCGAUACUGAGGUGGACCGAGUCCUUGCAGUUGGAAUACGGUGAUCAAGGACUCUUGGCAUUCUGUGUCAAUCCGGGUGCAAUUAAGACAAAGAUUACCGAGAACGCGCCCGAAAAGAUGCGGGAUUCAUUGCCGGAUCGACCGGACAUAGCUGGUGAUACGAUCGCAUGGUUGGCUGCUGAGCGCAGGGAGUGGUUGGGUGGGAGAUACGUAAGCUGCCCAUGGGACAUGGAGGAGCUCAUGAGUAAGAAAGACGAGAUCAUCGAGCAGGAUAAGCUCAAGAUGAGGAUGGUAUUUUAAGCCCUCCAGGGAUAGGUGUGCAUUCGACUGAGAAAUUGCUUUCAGUUCGAUGCAUGACAUAAAUGACAGCAGCUCUGCGGCCGCAUUGUCUGUUUUCUAUAUUUAUUCAAAGGAUAUGAGCCAUGUGGUUGCUACCGCGCUCUAAGAUCCCGCAUAUUGAGUGUUUGCGUUAUUCCGCUCUCAUCAAUCCGACGAUGUCUUCUUCCUUGCCAUCCAAUAGUUCGAGAUACUCUAGAAUAGGCAAUAUCUUAUUGUUCAAAUAUGCGGC
This is a messenger RNA of Trichoderma asperellum CBS 433.97, 1255 nucleotides long. RefSeq lists its product as uncharacterized. Lineage: Eukaryota; Fungi; Ascomycota; Sordariomycetes; Hypocreales; Hypocreaceae. The record is from RefSeq and is a predicted model, not a curated record.